Messenger RNA from Thalassophryne amazonica, 1454 nucleotides. RefSeq names its product coiled-coil domain containing 115 (gene vma22). The record is from RefSeq and is a predicted model, not a curated record. Gene Ontology annotation, biological process: vacuolar proton-transporting V-type ATPase complex assembly. Lineage: Eukaryota; Metazoa; Chordata; Actinopteri; Batrachoidiformes; Batrachoididae. Gene Ontology annotation, cellular component: extrinsic component of endoplasmic reticulum membrane.
GUGACACCUACGUCACGUGUGGCGUCACAUGAUGCUAAACGGAAGUAGUGACUUGGGCGAACCUAAAGGAGUAGAGAUUUUAAAUGAACAUAAACAAAACGUAGAUAGCGGGUGCAAAAAAAAAAAAAGCCGACAUGGGUUUGUCAGAGCUGGAAGAAAGUUGUGUGUUACUGGAUGAGAAGGUUCUUCGAUUCAUGGAGCAGUUGGAGGUUUUGGAGGAGAAACGAGCCGCUCUCAACUCCCUCAUCGAGCAGGUCGUACAUUGGAGGUUUUGGAGGAGAAAACGAGCGCUCCUCACUCCCUCAUCGAGCAGGGAUGGUUUUCAAUGCUCCAAGGCUCGAUAUUCCCUGGGAAACAACACAAGUUCUACUCUUCAGUAUGCAAAAAAAAUAAAACCAGUGGUACACGUUCACACUCGAACCUCAAGUGAAGGUGUCAGGAGGCGAUUAAAACCUAAAAAGGAUGCUAGCGAAAAAGAGCUGAGUGUGAAAGUAAGCAACGAGGAAGCUCCGGGAGUUCCUUCAGUGAACAGAAGUGAUCAGAUUGCACAGCAAGACCCACUGAAAUGGUUUGGGAAUUCGGUGCCACAGUCGCUCAAACAAGCACAGUCCUCUUUCAAACAAGUGAUAGAGCUGUCUGCUGAGAUUGCAACUCUUCAGUUUGCAGUUUUGCACAGCAGACAGGAGUGAAGCACUGUAUGAAAGAGAAACCAAAUUCUGCAGGAGAAAGCCUCUGCUGCGCAGGUGGACAAGGACACGAGCAGAGACGCCGGGCCCACAGACACAGACGGAUGAGUCUCAGUCAGCAGUUAUGUGCAGGGGAAUUCAAUAGAAAAUUACAAACGCGCCACAUCAAAACUUCCUGAUUAUGAGGGGAGUCCAUCAAACCACAGCAGUGGUCCUCUGGACGAAUGUGAACUGAAGCCUGUACACACAGGAGUUCCCAGAAAUGUCUGAUCAGUGAUUUUUGUGUUGUUUUGACUGUGAAAGAUGAACGUUUGUGAGUGUGCUGGUUGUCAGAAUAAUAUGUUGUUUUUUCUCAUUAAAAAAACAAAGAAAACCUGAUUGAACAGAUUUUGUGUCUAUAGUCUUGAUCACUGUAAGCAUUGUUUUUUCUGAAUAGUUUUUGCAUUGUUUUGACUAAAUGUAGCUACUCAAAAGAAGUAUUUAUGUUAAUGUUCUCAGCCCCGGAACCUUUCUUCCAACUUUCAUUGAUAUACAGUACCAGUCAAAGUUUGUUCACACUUUAUUUAAGAAAAAAAUCCACAUAGUGACUGACUUGUGAUCUGGAAUCUCAUAAAUGUGAUGUAGCAUUUUGCUGUUAUGACUCUGCAUUUCAUCAUUACAAAACAGUAGCUGUUAAAUUAACAGCAUGAUGUCAUUAUUAUGAAAGAUCUCAUAAAUAUGACUUACUGUGAAAUUCAGUGUUAUACUUUUGACUUGGCCUCACUUGCA